This is a messenger RNA of Coprinopsis cinerea okayama7#130, 1023 nucleotides long. RefSeq lists its product as hypothetical. The transcript is spliced from 5 exons. The record is from RefSeq and is a predicted model, not a curated record. The coding region runs from base 1 to 1023 and encodes 340 amino acids. Lineage: Eukaryota; Fungi; Basidiomycota; Agaricomycetes; Agaricales; Psathyrellaceae.
AUGGCUCUCACUCGCUCUCAGUCCCUCUCUCCCAAGAAGAAAAAAACCGCUUCCAAGGGCCUUUCACAGUCAAAGUCGGGGCUCCAGCAACCGAAAGCCGAUAGGAGACCUCGCCAGUGUCGGAGAUGUCCUGGUCGUCCCCUACUUUCCACCUGCGAACAUCGCUUUCGCAAACGCCCGCCCCUUGUGACUCCCUCCGAUGUCGAUCUACAGACCCACGUAGAUUCAUCGCCGAGUGCCGCAGUUGCGCCCGCUCCCAUGACACCUCGCCCUCUUGUCGGUAAUCGCGACCCCAUUCUCAAUGUGAUAGACCCUAUCCUCAUCGAGGAGGAUAUGCAAACCGGUGCUCUGGUUGCAGGAGUGAAUGGCCCUGCCCCGGUCGCUCCUCCCGAGAUGACAGGCGUUGUCUCUCCGUCUUCGACGCCUCCGGCUACUCCCAAUCGCUGUUUGGAUUCUGAUGCCAGCACCACCGUCGACGCAACCCCUACGUCCAGCCCAACUCCCUCUUCUACGACCCCCAAGGUGAAGCGAACCCAACCAUCUGGCGCCAACGCGAAAUGGGGUACUGUCGAGGGUGCCGGACGUGGGAACGACGUGUGGGAGGUUUAUCGUGUCCGUAAGCUCAAGCCUCCUAUAAAGGGGCAAGCGGAAGCUACUCGCAAGCUCGAACGCUGGACGAUUGACCUCAUGUCACGGGCCGAAGCUAUCUCAACCCGCACAGGAUGUUGGCUGUAUCUCGCCAUACAGCAUCCUGCUUCCAAGACUCCGUUCAGCCAUUUCACCUCUCGCAAGCUUUGCAAUGAUGCCCCCGAAGAUGUCGAGGUCAUUCACAAGGAGGUCCGUCAUACAAUGAAUAAUCUCACCCGCGCUCACAAACGCCGCCUCUUCGAGUCGGAGAAGGAGAUUCAGGCGGCCAAGGACGAGGCGAACGCCGCGACUCAGCGCGCUGAGCGCGCUGAGGACGAACUGUGCCGCCUCAAGCGGCUUCUUGUCGCCCAGGGUGUCACUCUGGACGACGAAUAA